AUGCAACAGCAGCAACAAAAGCAUCUCUUACAGCAGCAGCAGCAGCAGCAGCAGCAACAACAACAACAACAACAACAGCAGCAGCAGCAACAACAACAACAACAACAACAUCUCCAACAUUUACAACAGCAGCAGCAGCAGCAAGCCAUCUCUCGCUUCCCAUCCAAUAUCGACGCCCAUCUCCGCCCUCCGGCGCUUCGCUCCCUCCACCUCCAUCAAUCGCAGCAGCAACCUCAGCCGCAAAGUAUACAUCUGCAGUCCUCGGUGCAGCAGCACUCACAGCAUGAUAGCGCAACUGCGCAACAACGUGCGGUGCAUCAAUUGCACCAACAACAUCAGCAAAAAAUGGGCACCCCCGCUUUAUUGAGGCAAGGGAACCGGGUGGAAGUGGAGAUGGCGCAACAGGAUGCCUGGAAGGUCUGCAACCCUGAUGUUAAGCGUCCCUUUUCCAGCUUGGAGGAUGCUGUUUCCAGGUGAUCUAGGGUUUCUUUCCGUUACGGUUUCCUGUUCUUUCUUCUUCCUUUGUUUGGCUUUGGUGAUCUCUAUGAAAUCCAACUGAAAACUUAGUUCGUUGCCAUCCUUGCGUUGUGAUACCUUUGGGAAACCACUCGAGAAACCAUUUUACUUGGUCAGACUAGAUGUUUCUAAAGGAUGUCACGGCUGGUACUGCAUUUCUCUAUAUUUUACUUUUCUUCACACAUGGAGGAUUCCGUGGCAUCCUGUUGACCUAGAGCGUUGUCUGAGAAGGUGAUGAUGAUAUCAUUCUUUUCCCUUAUCCUGUUUAAAUUUAGGGUAUCUUAUUGUUGCUCUUACGGGAAUUGGUCUCCAUAGGUAGUUUGCAAACUUCUGAUUAUGGAAAUUUGUAGGGAAAUACUGAACCCGAUAUUCGUUUCUUGAGAAUAUGUGGUACCAAUGUUUCGUGAAAUGUGUUUGUGGUCAAUGAAUGAUUGUGGAUUUUGGUGAAUUGGCAUCAAUGGGAUAUAUUUGCCCGCACUGUCUAUUUGUCUUGUAACUUAGGAGAGCCAAUAAAGAUUAGUAUCUAAUAUUCUAGGGAUAAGUGAAUAAAGAAAAGGGCACAUAUGCUGUAGCUGUUUUCUACAUUAAAAUAAAUAAAUCGCAGUUAGUGGAGAGCUUUGUGUGGUUCAUUAGUUCGAGAAUUUUUUUGGACCGGCAAAACCUGCUCAAAUAACUACCGAGGUGGAUUAAACUGUAGGAACAAACAAGGUGGAUAAUGGUUCUGAUUUACACAACUGCACAGAGGAGACGGGCAUCCUUUAUGCUGUGCCUUGCAUAGUAUGAUGAAAAAUAUUUCCCAUUCAUUUUCUGAUAGAGAUUAAUAUUUUCCCAGGGAUUUUUCUGGUAAAGGAGUUUUGGUGGUUUAACCCUCCAUCUUGAUUAGACAUAAGUUAUCCUGCUUUGUUAAGGAAGGAGAUUCCAAAAUGAGAUGUCCUCCUGCAGUAUCUUACUGGCUUUUGUUUCUCGAAGAGAGCCCCGCCAUUUUCCAACAAAGAUGGUAUUGGAGCACUUCCAUACUACUCUAUGUGGAAAUAACAACGAAAAGUGUCUUUUUUGGACCUUUCCCAUUUCAGUUCACUAUUUCAGGAACAAGAACCACCGAGUUAGACUGCAGGUAAACUUUUUUUUUUCCUGGAUGAUGUGCUCUGUCAGUGUUUUUCAAGGUAGAUCAGGCCUCUAAUUCAUUAGCGAAAUGGAAUAAAGUGCCCUGCAUCACCCUCUUCGCAAAAGCCCUGCAACACAACAAUCCUGCGCUAAGUUGAGUGGAGAAUCUCUCUUUGGCCAUGUUGCAUGGAAGAACGGAUGUUUUAGCAUUGUUUUUCCGUUAGAUAUUGGUCCAAUUUCACAAAAAAACACCCUGAUAAAGCGCAAACGGUUUAUAUGUAGGUUUCCCAUUCCCAAUGUUGUGGAUCCUAUCAUCUUUCUCUUAAUUCUGCGUAAAUGAUAUGCAUUAAACUUUUUGAGUUUCUUUCACUAUUCAACCUAUAUUUCCACUUGUCAGAUGAAUUAUCAAGUUUGUUCAGAUAUACCCAGCUAGUUUAUUGUGACAGAUCACGUGAAGUGUCAUCUCAUGCUUGAUCUAUAGAUGUGGUACUGUCACGUUUUCCCCUUAUAACGUAAGUAAUGCAUGGUCGCCAAGUUUAUCAUAUGGUGGUGCAAAUUCUCCCUCUUGGGACCUCGCAUGGGUUAUUUCCACAGAAACUUCUCUCUAGCAUCUGCCAGGGCAUUUCCUGAUGACGUCUAUCAGUCAAGAAACCUGAUUAUUUUCUCAUCACCCACCUUCCGUUGAUGUAUGUUGAAAGAAAUAAUGCAGCUUGUAGCACCUGACUGAAAAUGUGACAUGUUACUGGCUAUAUCUGGUUAAACGUCCUAUAGGCUACCUUUCUUAUGAUUUUUUUGCCUAAUCACGCCAAACCAGUGAUCAUCUAGAACCAUUUGCACCUUUCCCCAGAGAAGAGCCAAAGUGAUGACCUUUAUAGUCUAAAAUCCCAGGCAACAGAGGCAAUAUCUUGCAUGCUGAAACCCAUCGUAUGCCAGGUUACACCCGACCUUUUUUCGCUUCCAUGUCAAGAAACCCGCAUUAAAAAAAAAAAAAAAAAGAAUCAACAUCUUGUUACAAUCUUCAAUGUACAGAACGAGAAAGAAAAUGGUUAUGUAGGAAUUGCUUAUAGAGGACUAGACGACCGCACUGUGCAAGAGCCAAGCUCCACCGUACACUUUCAUCCGGUUACCCUCCUUUCAAACCUGUGUAAUGGAUAUUCCCAGAGUGUGAGAUAUCGCUGGAUAGGCUGCAAUCACGCCCUAAAAUUGUAGCUACUUCGCGAAACCUCCUCCAUUCCCUAUGGAAAACAAGGACUGAUUUGAACAACAACGGUGGUAUAUGAUCAUCCUGGUUCAAACCCCCUAAUACCCUUGAAACACCCACAAGACUCGCCAUUUAAUAAGAAUGGAAAACCUGGUGAUGGAGAUGCAAGUGAGUAAGAUUUUAUUUUUUUCCGAAACCUAUAGUGCGCCUUAUUCUUCUGAUAUAAACUGACCUUAACUGAUUCUGGAAAUCGUCUUUUCGAAAUCAAGCUUUGGGAUUACAUGAUUAUUUCUUGUAUAAUUUUGGUGGGGAAUCGUCAAUAAGUAGCUUUGAAACUACCUGAAGUAAGUCUCUUUUUUGCAAAGUUCUCUGAUAUUUUGUCAACAGCCUGGUAAAUCAUAUUAGUAAUUGUGUUUUGUCCCUUGGGACUGUAAUUUUACAGUAGCUGUUCAGUGUACUAUUUUUUUCUGAGUUUUGUUGCAAUCGCUUGUUCAAUGAAUAAGGGAACUAAAUUUCCUUACGUUCUUCGCCUGUUCAAUGGAAGAAGAAAUUACUCCCCCUUUUGCAUUAAUUAUAGGAUAGGCUUGGUUUCUUAUGACAUCUCUGGUCUCCAUAUUUCCUCUUUAAAUAUAGCUUGGUAUAAUACCUCACGUAGGCCACCUUGAUGCUUCACGAUCUCCCAUAUUAUUCUUGCCCUUCUUUAGUGGUACGGUGUCUCAACGGAAGCAUGAUCAGUUUAAACCCUUUAGAUGGCAUCAUCAUGUGGUUGUUAUGGACGAGGGUAGAUUUCCUUGCCAGCAAGUGAUUGAGGAUAAGUAGGGCAUUGCUUCUCUCCUUAACAUCGGACAGCUGCUGUGAUCUGAUCACCUAAGAAAGCUUUUUUAGUGCACAUCUCUUAACACUAUGCAAUAAGAGAGGGAAUUUGGGUUCUCAUCGAUGAUAUCAAGAGCAUAUUAAGCCAGAGGUUAUGUUUUGGCUUGAGAUAUAUCUGUCUCUGUGGCUCAGCAUUCAGAUUCUCAGAAUCAUCGUCUGUCAAAGCAUCGGCCCAAUGUAUUCCCUGUAAGCCGUUCUUGUGGGUUUCCUCAAUCAUCCCUCCCAUCUUCUUCUGUGUCAUGGGUUCUUCCUCAAGCAAGUCUUCUACCAGAGGGGCAGACGGAUUUGCAGAAUCUGCAGUGAAGCUCCUCUUCCAAUGUCAGUCGAGUUCUUCCUUCGUGUCCAUGAUUUUUUUCACCGAGUCCGCUGCAAUUAGUCAACCACGUGGUUACAGCUGCGCCAUCGUUUUGGUUCCCGAAUUUUGGGUGGUAACUUUGAUGGUUCCCCCAAUAAUAAUAAUCUCUAGAUUGAUCAGAGCACAUAUGAUUUCUCCUGCUGCAUCUUUGAAGAACUUAUGGCGGAUGCAGGUUGCUGCCGUACCAUGUGGUGGCCGACUAUGAGGCCGAAGAGGACGACAGGAUCCUCGACAGCGAUGCCACCGGGCAGGUCCCGUCGCGGCUCAUGCAGUGGGACCACAACAUCCUCAGCAGGAUCCACGACUUCACCAACACCUUUGAGAAGCAGGUCCUGGCCUUCAACAUAAUGUCCCGGAAGAGGGCCCAGGGGGAGUUCAGGUCGGAGGAGCGGCUGAUGCUGGAGCAGGCCCUGCUGCAGGAGGAGAAGCAGGCCAUACUGAGGCUGAGGGCGGAGAUGGAGUCGAGGGAGAAGGCCCACAGGGAAGCGGCGGAGGUGGCGAAGAUGCAGAUGGCGAUGGCUGCACAGGCCAAGCAGGCGCAGGCCUCCCAUGCAGAGAUGAUCGCCAGGGCGCCGUUGAGGGCGGCGGCGGCACUGGGGCACCACGGGGGGGAGAGCUCUGUUUUUGGCAUGGGGCAGGAUCACGGAGGGAAUGCCGACGAAGGUGUCCACCAGGUAUGGGGAGGCAGUGGCGGUGCCGCCCAGAGGGAGGAGGAGGAGCACUCGGAGGACUAUCUGAAUGAUGAGAACGAACCUGAGAAUGGGGAGGCCGGCUUGCAUGACGAGUGGCGGGAGGUUGGAGGUCUUGAUCUGAAUACCCGAUGA
This is a messenger RNA of Spirodela intermedia, 4873 nucleotides long. NCBI's taxonomy places the organism in Eukaryota, Viridiplantae, Streptophyta, Magnoliopsida, Alismatales, Araceae. The record is from the annotation of a GenBank genome assembly.